CUGCGUUUUGGAGAGAGAAAGAAACAAGAGAGAGAAAAUGUUUAGGAGUUUGGCCAAGAGAGGAGGAGGAGCUCUAGCUUCAUGGAGGUCAGUGACGGCGGUACAGAUAAGGAGGGACUACAGCCUCGGAGUCCUCCCCGACGGGGUUGACCGGACCUCCGAGGCUUUCUCCCGCAACUCCAAAGCCAUGGACGUCUUGAUCACCGACCUCCAAUCCCACAUCCAGAAGGUUCUCGCCGGAGGAGGACCGGUAGCCGUGAAGAGGAACCAGAGCAGGAACAAGCUCCUCCCUCGCGAACGGAUUGACCGCCUUCUCGACCCCGGCGCUUCCUUCCUCGAACUCUCCCAGCUCGCGGGGCAUGAGCUCUAUGAGGAGGCGUUACCCUCUGCUGGGAUCAUCACCGGGAUUGGUCCUGUCCAUGGGAGGCUGUGUAUGUUUGUGGCCAACGAUCCAACUGUUAAGGGCGGGACUUAUUAUCCCAUUACUGUUAAGAAGCAUCUUAGGGCGCAGGAGAUUGCGGCCAAGUGCAAGUUGCCGUGUGUGUAUCUUGUUGACAGUGGAGGGGCGUUUCUCCCCAAGCAGGCGGAGGUGUUUCCUGACAAGGAGAAUUUCGGGAGGAUAUUCUUCAAUCAGGCUUUGAUGUCGGCGGAGGGGAUUCCGCAGGUUGCGGUGGUGUUGGGGUCGUGCACGGCGGGCGGUGCGUAUAUUCCUGCCAUGGCUGAUGAGAGUGUGAUGGUAAAAGGAAAUGGGACUAUAUUUCUAGCAGGACCGCCGCUUGUGAAGGCUGCCACUGGAGAAGAAGUAUCAGCAGAGGAAUUGGGAGGAGCUAGUGUGCAUUGCAAGACGUCAGGAGUGUCAGAUUAUUUUGCUCAAGAUGAACUCCAUGGACUUGCUCUUGGGAGGAGUAUCAUUAAGAACUUGCACAUGGCUGGGAAUCAGGGAUUGCGUAGUGGAUUUCAGGGCAUAAGUUCCAAAUAUAGUGAACCAUUAUUUGAUGUAAAGGAACUUCGUUCCAUUGCACCAACAGACCAUAAGCAACAGUUUGAUAUUCGUUCGGUUAUUGCUCGCAUAGUUGACGGAAGUGAAUUUGAUGAAUUCAAGAAAUUGUAUGGCACUACUCUUGUGACAGGAUUUGCUACAAUCUUCGGACAGCCUGUUGGAAUCAUUGGGAACAAUGGGAUAUUAUUUAAUGAAUCUUCUCUAAAAGGGGCCCACUUCAUUGAAUUAUGUACUCAACGAAAUAUUCCCUUGGUCUUCCUUCAGAACAUCACUGGAUUUAUGGUUGGCUCAAGAUCUGAAGCGAAUGGUAUAGCAAAAUCUGGAGCAAAAAUGGUGAUGGCAGUUUCUUGUGCCAAGGUUCCCAAAAUUACUAUUCUUGUUGGUGGAAGCUUUGGCGCUGGAAAUUAUGCAAUGUGUGGUCGUGCAUAUAAUCCCGAUUUCACAUUCCUUUGGCCUAAUGCCAAAAUAUCUAUCAUGGGCGGCGCUCAGGCUGCUGGUGUCCUCUCCCAAAUAGAAAGGACCAAGAAGAAAAAGCAAGGAGUUGAGUGGGACAAGGAAGAAGAGGAAAAGUUCAAGGCCAACGUAGUUGAGGCAUUUGAGAGAGAAGGAAACUCUUAUUACUCCACAGCAAGGCUUUGGGAUGAUGGGAUUAUUGAUCCAGCUGAUACCAGAAAAGUCAUAGGUCUCUCCAUCUCUGCCUGUAUGAACCGUCCUCCGGAAGAAACCAAGUAUGGUGUAUUCCGUAUGUAAUAUAACAGAUACAUGUCUAUAAAAGAGACCGUGACUUGUUCAUUCAAAUAAUCGAAUAUGCUGUCUUGGAAUCAUGUCAAUAACUCAAAGGAACCAACCUUCUUUGUU
Argentina anserina (silverweed cinquefoil) is the source of this 1858-nucleotide messenger RNA. Its product is annotated as methylcrotonoyl-CoA carboxylase beta chain, mitochondrial. Gene Ontology annotation, cellular component: methylcrotonoyl-CoA carboxylase complex; mitochondrion. Gene Ontology annotation, molecular function: methylcrotonoyl-CoA carboxylase activity. The transcript has 9 exons. The coding region runs from base 38 to 1750 and encodes 570 amino acids. Gene Ontology annotation, biological process: L-leucine catabolic process. The record is from RefSeq and is a predicted model, not a curated record. Lineage: Eukaryota; Viridiplantae; Streptophyta; Magnoliopsida; Rosales; Rosaceae.